UCAAUCCGCUGUUACAUAGAAAUGUCAAACAUUGUCUUUAUUUCCGACUGAUGGAGAUCAGCUUUGAGUUGUUAGUUAACCGUUUAAAUUCAAAUGAUUUUUUGUUUAACAAACAAAUAAUUAUCUUCAAAUCUAAAAAUGUUACCAGUGAACUCAAUAAAAAAUUCAAGGAGGUCUUCGAUCUUGAAGUUACCAAAAAAACCGACGUCUUCACAAAAUGCUGAGUCGAAUUCAUCACCGGAAAAUAGUCCGUCAAAACUCAAGCGCAGAGUCAGUUUCGCUGAGAAAAAAAGUGUCAAAGAGUUCGUUGAUUCAUUCGAGCAGGGAACGGUAUGGGACAGCACCUACGAGGAGAGUGACUCCAGUCAGAUGAAACUGAGCCAUACGGAAGCUCCAAAACCCGAGAUAGUUUCGACUACUAGUUUUUUAAGCCUCGCUUUGAAUGCAGGUCAAAACUUGGACAUGAAUCCGUCUUCUGUUUCCUUACGUCCGGAUAAAAUAGAGUUCAAGUUUCCAACAUCGGAGGCUGCGUGUCUUCUGGGACUCCAGACUGAACGCGUGAUAGUAAAUCCCGAGCUGCUGGCUAACAAAGAAAACAUGCCGGAGAUUUUAAGUAUAGAGACCGUAGAGAGUUCUUUUGUCGAAGUUGCCGUCGACGAAACGAGACUCGUCAGUCAGACCCCAGGGUUCGCGGUCUACUGCGACGAAGAUGAAAAUUGUUUGGAUAAAACUAAUGUCGAAGAUGUUUCUAUGGAAUGUACGAUAGUCGCUUCAGAUGUUCCUUUUGCUGGAGAUCAGGAUAAUAAUUUAGAUAGAAAAUUAAAAGACACAGUAUAUUUAAAUAAAUCGAUGGAAUUUACUCAAGAUAUUCCGCCAUCAAAUUGCAAGACGCGAUUUUGUGAUGACAGGACUCAGGUGUUCGGUAACGAUUCUAUAGAAUUUACUGAGGCCAUUUCGUCAGUUCCAAUAAAAUCCAGUAGUUUAGGUGAAGAAAAAACUCAGGUCUUCUUAAAUAAAUCGAUGGAGAUGACAGAAGUCAUUCCUUCAAGUCUACCACGGCAGCAUGUUGAUGACAGAACCGAAGUAUUCCAUAAUAAGUCAAUGGAAAUGACUGAAGCCAUACCAUCGACAUUGAGUCGUAAUUAUAAUGAAGAUAGAACUAGAGUUUUCCAUAAUAAAUCCAUGGAGAUGACGGAUGUAAUAGUUCCUCUGGUACCUGAAAUGCAGCGACGCAAUUUUACUGGCGAAAGGACUGAAGUAUUUCAUAAUAAGUCUAUGGAAUUGACUCAAGCAGUGCCAGUGUCAUUACUCAGUCAAUUCCGUCAGUUUGGUGAAGAUAGAACAGAAGUUUUUCAUAACAAAUCCAUGGAAAUCACUCAGGCAAUACCUCCAGCAUCAGCGCUUGCUCAGUCUCGUCGUUUUGGUGACGACAAGACACAAGUUUUUCAUAAUAAUUCAAUGGAAAUGACUCAGGCAAUACUUCCCGCAUCAAUUUUACCACAAUCACGUCAUUUUAGUGAUGAUAGAACAGAAGUUUUUCAUAACAAAUCCAUGGAAAUCACUCAGGCAAUACCUCCAGCAUCAGCGCUUGCUCAGUCUCGUCGUUUUGGUGACGACAAGACACAAGUUUUUCAUAAUAAUUCAAUGGAAAUGACUCAGGCAAUACUUCCCCCAUCAAUUUUACCCCAAUCACGUCAUUUUAGUGAAGAAAGAACAGAAUUUUUUCAGAAUAAGUCUAUGGAAAUUACGGAAGCGAUACCUCCAGCAUCACUAAUGACUCAAUUACGUCAUAUUAGUGAUGAUAGAACAGAAGUUUUUCAUAAUAAGUCGAUGGAAAUGACUCAGGCAAUACUUCCAGCAUCAGUUUUACCACAACCACGUCAUAUUAGUGACGAUAGGACAGAAUUUUUUCAGAAUAAGUCCAUGGAAAUUACGGAAGCGAUACCUCCAGCAUCACUAAUGACUCAAUUACGUCAUUUUAGUGAUGAUAGAACAGAAGUUUUUCAUAAUAAGUCAAUGGAAAUGACUCAAGCAAUACUUCCAGCAUCAUCACGUCAUUUUAGUGAAGACAGAACAAAAUUUUUUCAGAAUAAGUCUAUGGAAAUUACGGAAGCGAUACCUCCAGCAUCACUAAUGACCCGAUUACGUCAUAUUAGUGAUGAUAGAACAGAAGUUUUUCAUAAUAAAUCCAUGGAAAUGACUCAGGCAAUACCAUCAGCAUCAUUACUUGCUCAGUCACGUCGUUUCGGUGAUGAUAGAACAGAAGUUUUUCAUAAUAAGUCCAUGGAAAUGACUCAGGCAAUACCUCCAGCAUCACAAAUCAUCCAGUCACGUCAUUUCAGUGAUGACAGGACACAAGUUUUUCAUAACAAAUCAAUGGAAAUUACCCAAGCGAUACUUCCAGCAUCAAUUUUACCCCAGCCAAUUAAUUUUGAUGAAGAAAAAACUAGAGUUUUCCACAACAAAUCAAUGGAAUUAACUGAAGCAAUUAAUUCUUUACAAGCUCCACUUACUAACCGGUCGAUUCUAUCAAAACCAACUGCUCAAGAUCUAGAAAUAGAUCACAAUUACUUUAUGGAAAACACAGUAUCAAUAAAUCCGUCUUUGAAACGCAACUAUCACUGUAUUGCGGACACUAAAACUCCAAAGUCAGCAGUCUCUAGUCCGAAUGCUAAGAAUCCUCGUGACUGCAGACCGCCCGUUGAUCGAAAAGCUUCAAUGGAAGCUUUGCACCGAAUACUGCAUCAAGAUUUGAACAAAGACAACGAUCUGUGCCCAUCAUUUUUAUCCAAAUCGCCGACUGUUUCAAAUGAAAACGACAGAGCUGAUGAUUCCAUGGAGAUGACCGCAGCGAUUCCGUCAAUCCGAGCAUCAGCUUCUGGUGCGAGAGAAAGUCUAGUUGUGUCUGAUACCACUGCCGUUGAACCAAAUGAUUCUUCAAGUUUAUCAGCGUCGGAUUCGUUUGAAGAAAAUCAGGGCCCCGGUUCUGAAUCUCAGUCGGAUUCAGUAAAUCAGUCGACUGAUUCAGUGAAUAACGAAAAUUCAAGUGAUAGAUUCACGGAAAUGAUGUCUAGACAUGAAGAUCAAUUUGAUUUUGAUGGUAGAGUUUCAUUGCAAGAGACACCUUCAUUUAUUUACACCAACGAUGCAGAUCUUAGUGUCGAUCAAGAUGUCGAUGCUCCUCAAGUGUCUCAAUCUCUCAAUAAUGAUUCUGAUGAUAGCACGCUGGUGGAAUCCAGCAACUUGAGUAAAGACUCUAGCGAUCUAAGUCAGUCAAGUGAACUAGAUGAGAGUAAUAACAGAGAAUCAUCAACUGAUGAUAUUCCUGAAGAUUUAUCUGGCAAUGAUAUAAAUUUGAAUUAUUCAGACAAAGUUACUUGUGAUCCAAGUGAAUCUAGAUUGAAACGAAGUAUUUCAGAUGAAGAUAGUGAAGAAGUUGAGAAGAAAAAAUUAAUUUUAACGUGUGCUGAAGACAAUCAAGUGAAAGAUGAUUCAGCCGAAUCUGAUGCCCUGUUGAAUGAUUCAGUAGAUAGUCAAGUAAAUAGAACGCAAGAUGAUUCCAUGGAUGUCAGUCUGGCGGUAAAUGAAUCUCUAGAGGUAUUGGAUGAUAAAAAAAUAAAUAUUCCAGAGAUUGGUUACUUAGAGCCCAGUGAUAUCAACAUUCGUCUGCAAAAACUUAUUCUAAGAGACCAGUUGGUUAAUAGGAAAUUAAAAGAGACUCAACAGAAUAUCCGAGAAGCCAAAGCUAAGCUCAAAAAACUACCGAAAAAAAUUGAAUGCGUGACUGAAGAUAUUGUUGAUCAAACUCCGUACCAGUUACUAAAAGCCGGUCUCGAAGAUUACGCGAAGAGGAAAGAGUGCGUUUGGAAAAUCCAUACCAUCAAUCCCGCUGUUGUCUGCAUUGAAUUCUACAAGACCAGUUUGAUAUUCGGGGUCCGGGUAAAUGUGGCCGAGCCAGAGGAAGAAAUAACUAAAAUUUGUAUUGUGCCUCGUGUCAGUGACAAUGAUACCGAGAUGCUGAAGCUUACUGACAGAUUGAUAACCAGAAAGAUCGACUGUGAUCGGUUGAUGGAGAAUCAUAAAAAUUACGCAGAUAUUCCUAAACUUAUUGCUCUUGUUACCGAGCAAGUUGUCUUUGUCUACGAUUUUUAUGAGGAGUUGAAAAAAUUGUACAGAGCUAGCGUGAUGGACAUUUUUGGAGACAUAGUAUCAGUAACAGUAAGAACUAAAAAAAUGGAGACAAUUAUCAAACUUAAAAUUAAUAUCGCCUCAUUUCCAUUGAUAAAUCCUGAUGACAUAGAAGUUACUAAUAUAUUAGGAUCUGUUAGAGACAAAGAUGUGAAAAAUUUAAUAAAAAAUGUAAAACCAACUCCGAAAUUACUUACACUGUACAUAAAUGAUGUGAAACAACUUUUAGAAUUACUUGCAAUCGCCAAUUCAAAGAUUUGAAUGUAAUUAUAAUUAUAUAUAUAUUUUUAUAAAAUUUUUAUACAAAUUAAAUUAUAUUAUAUGUAAAAAAUAUUAUUAAAAUUCGUGCAAUAGAGCACAGAGUAUUAAAAAAAAGUCAAUUAAAUUGAAUUAAAUAAAAUUACAGUCCACUGCUUUGCCAACUGAGCUAUCGAAGAAAUUCUAAUUUGAAUAAUAAUUUAUUUAUUAUUUAAUAAAACUAUUUAUUGAGUAAAUUCUGGAUAAAUAACAGUAAAAAAUAACGUGGGAAUGGAAUGGAAUUGUCUAGUUAAUCAUGAAUUCAGUAAAACUGGCUGUUGAGUGAUUCUAUGAGAAUUGAAAUAAAAUAAAAUAAAUUUUAAAAAAACGAGUACUCUCGGUAAGGUAUUGAGUUUAAGUAACAAAGUAUUAGUAUGUGUGGAUCAAGAUAGACAAGUCUAGUCAGCUAAUAGCCGGUUUGAUUAAACGUUUUUGCGAUAACUUAGCGUUUGAUCUCUUAGCAUCUGGAGUUGAUGUACUCGGUACGGCAUGGACUCUGUACAUUUAUGUUUCGCGGACAUCCUUAUCCUUAUUGUGAGCAAGCUAACAGUUAUCUUCCAUUUCUGUGAAUAGAACAACUCUCAAGACCGGGCUUUAAACUUGUUUCGUCUUCAUAUUUUAUUAUUUGUUUAAUGUUUUUAUUUCAUCUUCAAAGAAAUUUAUUGUAAAAAUAAUUUUUAUGCAAUAGCUCAGUCCAGAAAUAAAAAUUAGCAGCAAAAUGACAUUUUUUCACGUUACCUAACUUUGAAAGUCAGUUUUCCGUAUAAAUAUUUAAAAUUUUUAAAUAUUCGGAGCUGAUAAAUUCAAACGAUUAUCGGGACAUGUUUGAUAAUUAAACUAAAGAGUAAAACAAAUUUUUUAGGCGGUUUAUUUAUAAAAAUACUGUCAAAUGACACAGACUUUCUUUUAAGUAGCCAAUAAAACUUGCGUGGGUGUACUGGGCCCGGUUUUAUAUUUCGUAACGGCGCGCGAGCAAGCAAACAUCAACAAUAUUUAAAUAUCUUAAAUAUAAAUCUUGUUAAUUUUUCCACAGUACAACUAUCAAUAUCUUUAAUUUUAUAAAAAUAUAUAAAUACGAGUUAGUAUUGUAAUAAAAUAAACAAUAUUUUUUUUUAAGUGUGAAAUUAAUGCCUGUCUAUAAGCCAAUAAACUCAGUAAUCGGAUUAAGAUAAGAUUAAAUACUAAAUAGGAAGAGAGGAACCAUCAAUUCAAAGUUAGAGCGGUUAAAUAUAUACAUUUUGUUGCUAAAAAACAAAUACGUAUAUAUUUAUAGAUAAAAAAAAAUGAUUAUUUGAGAUCUUAAUCGGGUGAAAAAAUUCUGGUUCCAGUUGUACUGAAAGAACUGUCCUUUCACUACGCCCGAUCUUUAUCGCGUCCGAAUUUAACCGGGUGGGAGUCGAGUAGAGGGGAGGCGUUAGCGUAUUCAAACUUUCAUUCACUCUUUUUAUAAAUUUUUAUUAUUUUUUUCGGUCCUCUUACUCCUUAUACUGAAUAAGAGUUCAGUUAUCACCGAGUCGUUUCAUUCAUUAUUAUAUUCUUGAUCUCCCACGUAUGCUAAAGGAUUAUCCAGUCAACGAGUACAGGCUCCGGUGCAAUAUACAUUAAAAUAAUUGUGACGAGUGUCACGCUUGUAAGCUUGCCCAUGUUCAUAUAUUUUAUUUUUAUCUUCAAAAAUAAACGUUCAGUUUUGAUAAUUUUUAACGUCUGUUCUUUUGAAAUUUAGUCAGCUUUUUAUCGAUACCCUGUUACCUGCAGGAUCAAAUACUUGGGUUCAUAAAAUAUAUAUAUUUAUAAAUAAUUUUGUUCCAGUCUAAUAAAUAUUUAUGUAAUUACGAAACAAAUGGUGUGUAAUUUAAUAACUUGGAGGGAAAAUGUGGGCGAAGGAUUUCUUGUAAUUUCAACCUCCAGAU
Molecule: messenger RNA, 6395 nt
Organism: Microplitis mediator
Lineage: Eukaryota; Metazoa; Arthropoda; Insecta; Hymenoptera; Braconidae
Exons: 6
Coding region: 139-4449 (1436 amino acids)
Biological process (GO): cell division
Source: RefSeq, a predicted model, not a curated record